AUUUGGAAAUGUCAAGAUGAAAAGACAGGGAGUGGCUGUUUCAAAGAAGCUGAAAUUUAACCCACGAACAAGAACAGGAAUGACAGUUUGUGCUGACCAUGGCUGGCAAAAAAGGGGAUUUGAUAGUCUAACAGGUAUUUAAAGAACACGGAUUAUCCCCUGGUCAUCAUACACUGAAAUAUUCGGAGAAGAUGGACAUGGAAAGACAGAAGAGACAGGAAAGAUCAAAGUUGCCUGGAAAGAAGCGCCGUCGAUUGGAAUUGAAGCAGGAGAGAAUUACCCAAAAAGGAGCCAAUGAAGCAGCUGAAGGAGAUACAUAUCAAUCAGAAGUUGGACUUUCUGACCAAGUCGACAUCCAGACUAUUCCUGAUGCAGUUCCCAAACCAGGAUUCACCAAAGUCGACCACCUGAACGAAGUUCAAGAGAAUAGGGUCAUUAUCGACCUAGAAACUACAGGAUUGAUUCAGCGUGGACUAAUGCCUCAUAUCACACAGAUUGCUGCACAAGUUAUGGAUUCUGAUGCCGAGUUUUCAUAUUAUGUUUCACCUAAAGUACCCAUCAAUGAAAAUGCUGAGCAGAUAACUGGGAUAUCCUGGGAUGGUGAACACAUGACUGUGCACGGAAAGCAAGUGGCAACUGUAUCGAUAACAGAAGCACUUUCAAAAUUUUUAAUUUUUUUGAAGAACAUUAGCAAUGUUGUUUUGAUUGCACACAAUGGAAGAGUUUUUGACUUCCGUGUUCUAUCCUAUGCUAUAUGUAGAGUAGGAAUGAUGAAUGAAUUUUCAAAUCAUGUUUUAGCAUUUGUGGAUUCUUUGUCAUCAUUGCGUUCAAAAGUUCCAAAACUUGGUUCUUAUAAGCAAGAAUUUCUAGCAGAAUAUUUCUGUCAAGAAUCUUACAAUGCUCAUGAUGCAGUUGAUGAUGUCAAAAUGCUAGCUAAGAUUUUGUGUGCAAGUGGCAUGACAAAAGCAAAUUAUGUAAAACAUUCUUAUGCAUCAAAUUGUCAUUUUUUACAAGAAGAGUUCAAUCUUGCCAAGGCCAAAAAUAUUGGCACCCUACAUUGUCUUGUUGCCAGUGGUGUUCUCAAAUUAGCUACUGCAGAAAAUAUAGCAGGUUCUGGCCUAAAUCUACAACAUUUGAAACUUGUUUGGCAGAGAGAUGGUGAAGAUGGUCUGAGAAAUAUUUUUACUGCAAAAAAUUGUAUCGAGAAACCACGUGUUACCAAAGAUAAAAAGUUGUUGGGAAAUAUUAUUCCAAAGCUUUGUUCAUUUUUUGAACAGUAAAUUUGUCAUGUUUUAUAAGCAUGUUUUGUGUUUGACACAUGUAAAGUUGAUACAUUAGCUAUUUGGUCUUUAGAUGUGAAAAGUAAACUUUAUAUGAUAAUGAGCAUUUCCUGAUGAUUCAAGGUCAGGUCGAUGUUAGUGACAUUUAUCAUUGUUUUAUUAAGAGUUCCUAUGCUUUCAUUGUUUGAAUGAUACAUUUUUCAUAUGUCUGUUAAUUUUUUUUUCCAAAUUGGAAUGUUGCAUCAAAAUGUUUCAAUGUUAAGAUUUUUGUAUGGGGGGGGGGGGGGAUGUGGUUCAACAUAGCAUAAUGUAAGUUUCCUAUGGUAAAUGUCUUUAUAAUUGUGGUAAACAAAAAUAUAGGGAUUGAACUUCAUUUGCAGUACAUUAUUUGUGAAAAGUUUACAUUAUCUUUUUUUUAAAAACAGCGAUUUUGUACAUUUCGCCGUUUUGCACUUGAAUUUUUGUAUUGGGGGUGGGGGUGUUCAACAUAGCAUAUUUAAAGUUUUCUACGGUAAAAAUCUUUAUAAUUGUGCUAAACAAAAAUAUAGGGAUUGAACUUCAUUUGCAGCAAAAUAUUUGUGAAAUUUCUGCAUCAUUUUUUUUAAAAACAGCAAUUUUGUACAUUUCACCUUUUUGCACUUGAAUUUUUAUUUUUCUAUUUUUCAUGUUUUCUCAUAGUCAGUCUGUCUUUUUGAUGUUAGAAGUGUUUUAAAAUAAAAAUCAUGCUAUAAUAAUAAAAGAAAACUUUAAAUGUC
Molecule: messenger RNA, 2035 nt
Organism: Ostrea edulis (European flat oyster)
Lineage: Eukaryota; Metazoa; Mollusca; Bivalvia; Ostreida; Ostreidae
Exons: 4
Coding region: 192-1280 (362 amino acids)
Biological process (GO): DNA catabolic process
Cellular component (GO): cytoplasm
Molecular function (GO): 3'-5'-DNA exonuclease activity; nucleic acid binding
Source: RefSeq, a predicted model, not a curated record